Molecule: messenger RNA, 3258 nt
Organism: Sardina pilchardus (European sardine)
Lineage: Eukaryota; Metazoa; Chordata; Actinopteri; Clupeiformes; Clupeidae
Gene: pms2
Product: PMS1 homolog 2, mismatch repair system component
Exons: 14
Coding region: 318-2972 (884 amino acids)
Biological process (GO): mismatch repair
Cellular component (GO): MutLalpha complex
Molecular function (GO): ATP-dependent DNA damage sensor activity; mismatched DNA binding; ATP hydrolysis activity
Source: RefSeq, a predicted model, not a curated record
UGCUGCCAUAGCAUGUAGCUAUCAAUAAGUUGUCAAAGCUUUUCACUUAGAAAUGCUCCUAAAGUCGUUUGUAUAACAGUGACAGUGCAUCGUAGGGUGAUUUGGAAAAGAAGAGUCUCAACAUGUAUACACAAGGCAUUUUGGAGGUAUUCACUAAUAGCUUACCUACCCCUGAGUCUUGAUGCUAAACCAACUAUCAUAUUCAGCUAACAUUAGUUUACAGUUCAAAACCGCAUACAAAACGUUGCGUUAUUGACACCUGCACAAGGACUUGCUCACCAAAGCGCGAGUGACAGUGGAAUUUGUACGAUAACUGGAUGAUGGAUAGCUGCACUGAGCCAGCUCGGGCCAUCAAGGCAAUUGACAAACAUUCAGUACAUCAAAUCUGCUCUGGUCAAGUUGUUCUGACUCUUGCCACAGCUGUAAAAGAGCUGGUAGAGAACAGCAUCGAUGCAGGUUCCACCAAUGUCGAGGUCAAACUGAAAGAAAACGGAGCAGAUUUGGUCGAGGUAUCGGACAAUGGCAGUGGAGUAGAGGAGGCAAAUUUCGAAGGCCUAACGUUGAAGCACCACACAUCCAAGCUGCGCGACUUCUCAGACCUCAUCCACGUGGAGACGUUUGGUUUCCGUGGGGAGGCCCUGAGCUCCCUCUGUGCUCUCAGUGACAUAAGCGUGGUGACGUGUCACAAAACUGCCCAGGUGGGCACACGGCUCGUGUUCGACAACAACGGUCGCCUGACCCAGCGAUCGCCCCAUCCCCGCCAGCAGGGCACCACCAUCAGCCUGCAGCAGCUCUUUUACACGCUACCCGUUCGACACAAAGAGUUCCAGCGCAACAUUAAAAAGGAGUAUUCCAAGACGAUGCAUGUGCUGCAGUCCUACUGCAUCAUCUCCACGGGGGUUCGUAUCACCUGCACUAACCAGGUGGGCCAGGGCAAGCGCAACACUGUGCUGUGCACCAGUGGAAGCAACAGCAUGAAGGACAACAUUGGAGCGGUGUUUGGACCCAAACAGGUACAGACCCUGAUUCCAUUUCAGCAGCACUCCCCGACUGACUCCGUGAAGGAGGACUAUGGGCUCAGUGGAACGGAGAUGCCCAAAGAACUUUUCACCAUCUCUGGUUUUAUAUCCAGAGGUGACCAUGGUGUGGGAAGGAGUUCAACAGAUAGGCAGUUUUUCUAUAUUAAUAAAAGACCCUGUGACCCCACAAAGGUCUCAAAGCUGGUAAAUGAAGUUUAUCAUAUGUACAACAGACAUCAGUAUCCGUUCGUUGCUUUAAAUAUCACCGUUGCUUCAGAAUGUGUGGAUGUGAAUGUCACACCAGACAAGCGCCAGAUCUUCCUCCAAGAAGAGAAGCUUUUGCUGGCUACCAUAAAGAGUUCACUGAUUGCAAUGUUUGAAACUGGUGUCAACAAGAUCAGCCUCGUCAGCCACCCUGCUCCCAGUGCAUGCAGAUUGGUUGAAUCAGCUUAUGUUGCUGGAAGCCACCAGACCACUGUCUCAGAGGAAAAAGAGGAUGCUCCUGAGAUUACUCUGUCCAGCCCAAAGUCAUCGUCUCUCAACUUAGCAGGGUUAAAAGCUGCCUUCUCCAAUCAGCAGUCUUCAGCCUCUACAGCAAAUAAGAGUAACACUAAAGAAAUGUGCAGUGGUCCAACUCAGAAGACCAUGCAGUCUUUUUUCAGCUGCCCGGAAAAGACUACCGCUUUCAAAACAUGCAAGACAUCCCCACUGAAAUACAGUCCAAAAGACACAUUCAAGUCCUCUUCUGAGAGGCGAUCUGUGCUUGAUGUCUACAAGUAUGACAAACAUUCAGAGAGCGAAGUGGAUUCUGGUAUGUCAGAUCAUUGUUCUACCACAGGAACACCAGACAGCCUGUGUUCCACUAAGUCGGAGUUAGACUCACCUGACAUCCGUAUUAAGACAGAGAUGGAUGAUGAGCGUGUGAAUGUAAACUGUGCUGUGUCGGAAAACAUGACACAGGAACCACAUCAUUCAGGUAGGUCCAGCCCAGAGGCGAAGAAGGCCAGACGAGAUGAGGACCUCUCCACAGGAAGCUCAGCUUUGGACUCCAGGAGCAUCACGUCCUCCACCACUGAUAUGCUGGAUGCCCCUACAAAAGUUCAGAAGAAAAGCAUGACGUUGCCAUUCAGCAUGAAGGAACUCUCCGGAAGAGUGCAAAGACUUCAAGAACGGAGGAAGGGGAGUGAAGAUGGAGAGCUACUUUACCGGCGCUUCAGGGCAAGGAUCAAUCCAGGGGAGAACCAGUCUGCGGAGAAUGAACUGCAGAAAGAGAUUAGCAAAGAGAUGUUUAAGAAGAUGGACAUCAUCGGGCAGUUCAAUCUUGGCUUCAUCAUCACCAAAUUGAAUGCUGACCUUUUCAUAGUGGACCAGCAUGCCACUGAUGAGAAGUACAACUUUGAGAUGUUGCAACAGCACACGGUGUUGCAAGGACAGAAACUCAUAGUACCGCAGAAUCUUCAACUUACCGCUGUCAGUGAAACAGUGCUCAUAGAUAACCUUGAAAUCUUCCGGAAAAAUGGCUUUGAGUUCCUGAUUGAUGAGGAUGGUAGGAGCACAAGACCACAUAACAUUUUUGUGUUUGUCUUUUCUUUGAUGUUCCCUGUGAAGCUAUUGUGUUGUUUUGUCAUGUUGUUUCCAGCACAAGUUAUGCAGAGGGUGAAACUGGUGUCCCUCCCCACCAGUAAGAACUGGACCUUUGGCCCAAAUGACAUAGAGGAGCUCAUCUUCAUGCUGAGUGACAGUCCAGGGGUGAUGUGCCGGCCUUCCCGGGUCAGGCAGAUGUUUGCUUCCAGAGCUUGCCGCAAGUCGGUAAUGAUUGGCACAGCUCUGAAUAUCAGUGAGAUGAAGAAGCUUGUGGGUCACAUGAGCGAGAUUGAGCAGCCAUGGAAUUGUCCUCAUGGGCGACCUACCAUGAGGCAUUUGGCAAAUCUGGACGUUAUUUCACCGGACUGAAACUUCCCAAAAUGCUAGUAUUGUUUGUUAAAACCCCUCAGACUGAAGUGCAUUUUAGCAUACUUUUGUGUAAAGGCCUUUCUGAACAAUGUGUUUAUAAAGUGCUGGUUUUAAUUAAAAGCUCUAUCCUAGAAAUGGUUUAAUAGUGGCAUGGCCCUAUAUUGUGCAGGAACGUUCUGUUUAAACGCGUUAGAUUUAUUCAAUGUACAUAUGUUAAAUAGCAAUUGUUUACCAUGACUGUAGUUUUGUACUUUUAAACUAAGUGUAAUAAAGACAUUUCAAAACA